AUGUUGCAGAACUUCAAGGCUCCACAGCAAGCAGAAAUCUGGAUGAAAAGCAAUCAUAUCGCUGAGACAAGUGAAUUCUCGAGCGCGGCGCUACAAUUGAUGAUGGAGUUCCCGUCCCUCUCCUUCCCAAUUCUUUUCACAUUCCUGCUCUUUCUGUUCAUGGUAUUGAAAAUAGUAUCUAAAACCAAGACCAGUUCAACUCCAAAACUGCCUCCUGGGCCAUGGAAGCUACCUAUAAUAGGAAACAUUCACCAAUUUGUUGGAUCUCUACCCCAUCGCUGCCUAAGAGAUUUGGCCAUGAAACAUGGACCUCUGAUGUACCUGCGACUUGGACAAGUUUCUAUCGCUGUCAUUUCUUCGGUAGAGAUUGCGAAAGAGGUGAUGAAAACACAUGACAUAAUCUUUGCUAGCAGGCCUUUUAAUCUUGCUCUUUUAAGUGCCAAACGUGUCCAAUCAUUCCGACCCAUCAGGGAAGAAGAGACAACAAAUUUCAUCAAAUCCAUUUCGAUGCAUUCAGGAUCUCUGAUGAAUCUCAGUGAAAAGCUUUCCUCGUUGACAUGCGGCAUCAUUGCAAAGGCGGCCAUUGGUUCGACAGUCCAUGGGCAAGAAGAAUUCAUAGCACUUAUCAAGGAAACCAUAGAGAAAACAGGAGGUUUCAAUGUUGCUGAUCUCUUUCCUUCAAUUAAAAUGCUUGCUUGGAUAAGUGGGCUGAAGCCUAGACUCGAGAAGAUGCAUUAA
Messenger RNA from Cornus florida, 738 nucleotides. RefSeq names its product cytochrome P450 71D9-like. The record is from RefSeq and is a predicted model, not a curated record. Bases 1 to 738 code for a protein of 245 amino acids. The transcript has 2 exons. Gene Ontology annotation, molecular function: iron ion binding; heme binding; oxidoreductase activity, acting on paired donors, with incorporation or reduction of molecular oxygen. Lineage: Eukaryota; Viridiplantae; Streptophyta; Magnoliopsida; Cornales; Cornaceae.